AAAUCCAGCAACAUGGGGCGACGCGGCCGCGGUCGCUGUGGCCGCCGCGAGUCCCGGCCACGGGCGCCGCCGCUUCCCUGACGUCCGAGCUGAGGCCUGGCCGCCUGCCCACCCCCCACCAGCCGCAGCCGGGGCUCCUCGCGGCCCAGCCUCACCCGGCGCUCUGCGCUCCCGCCUGUCGGCUGGGCCAUGUAAAGGGGCAGCUCCGGGCAGCUCCCGCCGCCUCGCCUCGUCUUCCUCCCCGCGCUCCUCCCGCCCGCGCCCCGCCGCCGCAGCCCCCGCCAUGGACGCGAGCUACGCGCCUUCGGGCUUUGCCGAGCCGCCGCCCGCGCCCCCCGCCAGCGCCGCCGCGCAGACCCCUGCCCCCGCCUGGGCCUACGAACCCCGAGUCAGGGCCGCCGCCUCCAGCCCCAGCUGCAGUGGCAGCAGCCCCAGCCUCAAGGCCAGUUUAAGCUAUGAAGAAGGCCAUCCCCCACAGUCUGAACCAGAUAUCCUUCAAAGACAGACGUUCCCAACCUCCCAUCAACUUUCUGGAUAUGCCACCACUCCUCAACCAACAGGUCUUUCGGGAGUGUUUGAUACUAGUGUGAUCAGUGGUAGCGCUAACACUAAGGACUCUUCUGUGACGGAUUUUCUCUCCUCUGUUGAGUCCCGAAAUGCUCAGGCUGCUUCAUCAGGAACUCUUUUACCACAAUUCAGGGCUCCAUCCUGGCAGACAGGCAUGCAUUCCUCAACAGCAACUGAGCUGUUUCUUACUGGACCUUUGCCAACCACUGGAACACUUCCAGCAACUGCCCUAUCUGCUUAUCAGCAUCCUGCCACCUUUAGCAAUAGAAACUUUGUGACCACCUCACCUUUGGUGCUUCAGGAUUCAACUUUUAACACUACAUCAAAUGGAAUUUUAAACCCUCAUGAUCCUUUGCUACAAAUUAAGACUUCCCAGGGAACUGUUCCAACUGCUUUGGCAUUUGAACGCCUGGGGAGUUCUGCAUUAAGUAACAGCAUACCACCUCAGUCUUCAACAUAUCGCUCAGCUCAAGAGUCAGCACCCCAUCUUUUACAACCUCAGUUUAGUUUAUUGCCUUCAGCACUUGGGGGAGCCCAGCAAACGCCUCAAGCCUACAGUUCAACUCUUUUUACUAGUUCUACUGCUUCCAUUGAAAGAGCUCUUCUUCGAGAAUGUAGUGUUAUUAAACACCAUCAGCGGCCUUCAGGUACCCAGUCUAUUCAGGCACAUCUGACUGGUCCACAGCAUUCCUUCCACAGUUAUCUCUCAAAUGCAAGUAUUAGUAAUUUUCAGGAAACAUCCAGGCAGUCGUCUUUAUCCUGUAGCCCAAUUGGAGAUUCUACUCAGGUGAGCAAUGGAGGAUUGCAGCAGAAGACCCCUCAAGUCUCAGUGGAACUUGCUCAGUCUUACUCAUCUGCAAUCCCAUCAUCAGGGUAUCCUCCUUCUAAUACAAAAGUAGACAGCUGUUCUACAAAACAACCACUAACAUCAACUAAGAUUCCGAAGCCUCAAAGUAUAAUUCCUCCUGUGCAAACACUAAAAUAUUCUAAACCUUUACAUAACCAGAGUUCUGUGGUAUCGGGUCAAGCACAAAUUUAUUCUACAGCACAGCUACCAAGCCUUUUAUCAGUUAGUCAGUCCCAAAAUUAUGGUUUAGUACAGCCACACAAUGUGCCAUCUAUCGUUCAUUCACAGGUUUAUAGGUCUAGCAGGGUUGAGAAAUUACCAUCCUUAUAUAAAACAUUGAUUUUUUCUGGGUCAUCUCAACCUGUGACUUCUGAAAAUCAGACACUUAGCUUUUCAUCCAAUCAGCAGGAAGUAUUAUCUUCAGUUACAAAUGAGAAUUACCCUACUCAAACAAGAGAUCCAUCAUCAUCAGUCAGUCAGUCUCAAAGUUAUUCAUCUGGUCACUCUCAGGGUUUAUCAUCAGUUAGCCAAACACAGGUCAGUUAUUCAUCUCAAUCACAAGUUUUGUCAGUUGUUAGCCCUUCAGAAAACUAUGCAUCAGGGCCCUCUUUGACAUUAACAGCCCCUUCUCUUUCUUACUCUUCUGCCUCUCGGGCUCAGAACUUACCAGAUUCCAGCCCAACUCCAAAUUACAUUUCUAUGCAUUCAUCCCAAAAUGCUCAAACUCAAGGGUCAUCAUCUCCCCAACCCCAAAAGUUUUUGCCUGCUGUGCAGUCAUCUUUUGCAUCCUCUACUCAUGGUCAGACAUUACAGAAUAGCAUACCUUCUCCUGAUCCAAAGUCCUAUGCUGAAAGAAAACUCGACUCGAAUGUGUAUGUAUCUUCAAAGCAAGAAGAUGAUUUUCCAAUUCAGAAAAUGCAGGCAUUGCAAUCAGAGACAUCUCUUGAGUCACCAAGCCAAAGGCUGUCUGAUGCAGAAAUGAGUGCUCAAGAAUCAAUUUAUAAGACAUCAAAGGCAGAUGAUAGAUAUUCUCAAAGUGUAAUCAGAAAUAAUUCCCAUCUUGAAGACCAAGUUGUUGGAGUUGCUCUGCAAGCUUCCAAAAAAGAAGAAAACAUGAUUAGUUCAGUGACACAACUUAACCAACAAAUUGUCCAGCCCAAUAGUGUAGUAACCCCUGAUCUUAAGAAGACAACUAACUUAAUGCAAACUCCACAAAUAAGGUUGAACGCUGAAGACCUAAACAACCAACAUUCUCUCAUACAUAAGGGACAGGAAGCCAAGGUUCAGGAACAGCAUGAGCAGAUCAUUAAUACCUCAUCUCAGAUACAAAUUCCAAAUCAUGCUUUAGGGCAUGACCAUCAGGCGUCUCUUCCUAAUACACAGGUCCUUUUAGAUUCUGCCUGUGACUUACAAAUUCUUCAGCACUCAAUAUUACAGGCAGGCCUGGGACAAGCAAAGGCAUCUUUACAAGUACAGCGUGUUCAGAGUCCUCAACAGAUAGUACAUCCUUUCCUUCAAAUGGAUGGUCAUAUUAUUCAGAGCAAUGGUAAUCACUCUCAGCAGCAGCUUCAUCCUCAGAAUUCUGAUAUUAUGAAAAUAGACCUCCCUGAGUCUUCAAAAUCAUUACAACAGCUAACAACAAAGGGCCCUUUCAGUGACACUGGUCAACAUGAUCCAAAGAAUCAGUUUGUUUCUCUCGGAUCAAUAUGCUUCCCAGAGGCAAUACUACUUAGUGAUGAAAGAAAUAUUUUAUCAAAUGUAGAUGACAUUUUAGCAGCUACAGCAGCAGCUUGUGGGGUUACACCUGACUUUUCCAAGUCAACGUCAAGUGAAACCAUGCAGGCUGUUGAAGGUGGUGAUUCUAAGUCUCAUUUUCAACAAUCGUUAGAUGUCAGGCAUGUGAAUUCAGAUUUUAACUCCAUAACAGCUACAGUAGGAAAGCCACAGAAUAUAAAUGAUAUUUCUUUAAAUGGAAAUCAGGUUGCUGUAAACCUUUCACCAGUACCUACCCUUCUGUCAAAAACGAUUCUUGAUCAACAGCACAUGGAAGCACCUAGUCAAAAUAUGCCAACUAAAGUAGCUUCAACAAUGGUUGGACCAAGUCAUGAAGUCCAGGAGCAAAGUUCUGGCCCAUUCAAAAAACAAUCUACAAUGAAUCAUGAAUCUGAAGAAGAUAGUGAGGCUGCUCUUGAUAGUGCAUUGAGUAAUAACAGAAAUCAAGAGUUUGUUUCUAGUAAUAGGAGCUUAAGUGGAGAGAGUGCUCCAUCAGAGAGUGAGUUUACCUUAGUGGGCAAUGACAGUAGUAUGUCGGUGAACCACACAAGGAGUACACUUGCACUGUUGGCCAUGGCCCAACCUGGGGAUGCAGCCAGUGGCAGGAUGGAAGAAGAAAACCAAGAUUUAAUACAUUUUAAUCUUCCAAAGAAAAAAGCUAAAGGAAAAGGACAAAUUAAAGAGGAAGAUGAUAAUAAUCAGAAACCACCAAAAAAGCCUGCCCAAGGCAAACGUCAGACUCCCAGGGGAGCAGACCUGUAUUUACCAUAUGCUCCUCCUCCCUCAGAGAGCUGCCAUGAAGGUUAUCAGCAUCAAGAAAAGAUGAGGCAAAAGAUCAAAGAAGUGGAAGAAAAACAGCCGGAAGUCAAAACAGGAUUUAUUGCUUCUUUUUUAGAUUUUCUGAAAUGUGGGCCCAAGCAACAGUUUUCUACCCUUGCUGUCCGAAUGCCUAACAGGACCAGGCGACCAGGAACCCAGGUUGCCCGUACCUUUUGUCCCCCACCACUUCCAAAGACUUCAUCUACAACACCUGCAGUGUUAGUGUCUGAAACUGGAGGGGUCAGUCCAUCAGAAAAAAUUGAUAAUGAGCUUAAAAGUUUAGAACAUUUAUCUUCAUUUUCUUCUGAUGAGGAAGAUCCUGGCAUGUGCAGCCAUGAGAUCUAUAAGAGCAUCUCUACUCCCUUAGCUGCGUUGGAUGCUACUUCUGAUAAAUCAAAGAAAACAGUUUCAGAAGCUCUACCAGUGGUAACUCCUAGCUCAUCGGCCAGUACUACUGGCACUGCUCUGGCUUUCUCCACCACUGUGAGUGCAGUUAAGCAAGACCUUCUUCAUUCUACUUCAUCUGCAGUAAACAUCCUGGAAAGUGUCAACUCCACAGAACCCCCCGUAGCCAUCGAACUUGAUGGUCUUGCUUCAGACCAGUUUGCAAAAGGACAGGACACUGUUGCCAUAGAAGGUUUUACAGAUGAGGAAAAUACAGAAAGUGGAGGAGAAGGCCAAUACAGAGAGCGUGAUGAAUUUGUGGUAAAAAUAGAAGACAUCGAGGCAUUUAAGGAAGCUAUAAAAAUAGGAAAGGAGCCUCCAGCUAUUUGGAAAGUGCAGAAAGCUUUGUUACAGAAAUUUGUUCCUGAAAUUCGAGAUGGACAAAGAGAAUUUGCAGCUACAAAUAGUUACCUUGGAUAUUUUGGAGAUGCAAAGACUAAAUACAAAAGGAUAUAUGUGAAGUUCAUUGAAAAUACAAACAAAAAGGAGUAUGUGAGAGUAUGUUCCAAAAAGCCAAGAAAUAAACCUUCACAAACUAUCAGAAGUGUUCAGGCUAAGCCAAGUAGUAGUAGUAAAACUUCUGAUCCUCCAGUAUCAAAAACUACAACUGCAAAAGCCUCUUCCACAAAACCCAAAGUUAAACAACUAAAAAUAAAGGCUGAGCCACCACCAAAGAAACGGAAGAAAUGGAAAGAAGAGUUUUCGUCAUCGCAGUCUGAAUCAUCUCCUGAAGUCCAUUCUCACAGUAGUGAAGAUGAGGAAUUUGAUCCUCCAGCUCCCUUUGUCACUCGUUUUCUGAACACGAGGGCAAUGAAGGAAACUUUCAAGAGUUACAUGGAAUUGCUUGUUAGCAUUGCCCUGGAUCCUGACACGAUGCAAGCCUUAGAGAAGAGCAAUGAUGAGCUACUUUUACCUCAUAUGAAAAAAAUAGAUGGAAUGCUAAAUGAUAACCGGAAAAGACUUCUUCUGAAUCUUCAUCUGGAUCAGUCCUUCAAGAAUGCUUUGGAAAGUUUUCCUGAACUAACAAUUAUUACUCGAGAGUCUAAAGCAAAAAGUGGAGGAUCUGCAAUUCCUAAAAUCAAAAUGAAUGGCAAAGCUUAUAAUAAGAAAACGCUAAGGACUUCUAAAACAACCACUAAAUCUUCACAAGAGUUUGCUGUUGAUCCGGAGAAAAUACAAUUAUAUUCGUUGUAUCAUUCACUCCAUCAUUAUAAAUAUCAUGUUUAUCUGAUAUGUAAGGAUGAGAUAUCUUCUGUGCAGAAAAAAAAUGAAGAUUUAGGACAGGAAGAAAUCGUUCAACUUUGUAUGAAAAAUGUAAAAUGGGUGGAGGACCUAUUUGAAAAAUUUGGAGAACUUCUAAAUCAUGUACAACAGAAAUGUACCUAACAUUUCCACAAAAUCCUACUUUUCAAUAGCACUAAUGAAAUGGCACAGGGUGGUGUCACAGAUAAUCAGAUGUCAAGCAGUCGUCUCUUACAGGCAUGCCCACUUCCAUGGGCAACUUCUACCAGGAUCUUUGCUAAGGACAGUGGUGCUCUAAGGGAAGUCCGUCCUUAGGAAUGGACCUUAAUCCCACCACAUUUUUAUCAUAAUGAAUGAUAUUUCUAUUUUGUAAACUGUGGGGGGUAACUGAAUUUUCAGAAACAUUUUUUGACAAACGAUAAAGCAUGCACUAAAUAUAAUUUUUAUUGCUAGAGAAGUAACACUUAAGUAACUUGACUUUUUCCCCUCCAUGACUGACGAAACAUCAGAAUGAAAAGAGAGGUGGCAGAAGCAUUCAUGUCUGGUCACAGAACUGAAAGUAUGUACAUUGUGUAAACAUAUCUGGUAUGAUGUGGCAUCCUAUGUGAGAAUAUCAUCAGUUUAAAAUAAGAGAUCCAGAAACUGCAUUCUGCUUUAUGGACUCCUUUUAACAUGUUCAGGAAACUGGAUAUGGAAUUGGUGCAAUUCUAUGACUGCUUUUUGUGUCAAAUUAUAUUGUGAUGAAAAAAAAAGUGACAUACUAUUUUCCCUGUUUCAAAGAAAAGUAUUUUUGUUUAUACUAUGCUUUUUCCUUUGGAAAUUUUUCAAUUGUACAUUUUACUAAUAGUUGUAUUUUUCACAAAAAACAAUGUGGUUAUAAUUAUGUUCUCUGUAUCUGUACUACACUUCAUUAUUUUCAGUAAAUCCUAUGUAGUUGUAUGUCAAAUUCCAUUCUGAAUCCUAUCUUGAGGUAACCAUUUUUUUUUUCACACAAAUUUGCUCCAGUGUUAUUUGGAAUAUACAUUCGGUGCUAGAAUUAGCUUUAUAAGUGGGACUGCGUGAAACACUGCAUUGAUUUCUCAUUCCAUAAAUUUCUCACUAAAAUAGCACCUGAUUAUUAUACUGAUUGGUCAAAGUAAAAAUUUAACUACUGAUACAUUUUGAUAGCUUAAUGGGUAAUGGUGGUUGCCACCAAGCCUGAUAGCCUGAGUUUGAUACCCCAGGGCUAACAUGGAGGAAGGAGAGAACUGACUCCUGAAAGUUGUCUUCUUGACUUCCACAUGUGUGGCAUGGUGUGUGGGGAUGCGCAUGUACCCCCCGCCAACACACACAAAAUAAAUAAAAUUUUAAACUGAUAAUCAGAUGAUAGGCAGUGUUGCUCACAGCUUCCCUAACUCUUAGAACUGGAAGUGGAGCUCUCCUUUUGGUGCCUUUCUAUCUUUAUGCACACUAUUGUAGCUUUCCUAAGUUUCAUAGCUAGCAUUUCAAGUAGUUUAGCAGAGACAGCGAAUGUAUUAGGUUCAACAUGACCUUAUGUUUUAUUUGUGUUUGCCAACAGGUUGCCUUAUUUGUUUGUGAAAAAGAUUUACUAGUGUCAUUCUAAACUAUCGCCUUUUUUAGGAUUCUAAAGAAGUUGUUAAUCAUCCUACCUUUGUUUAUUUUACCACCAUUUAGUGCCUUAUGUCUUAUCAAGUAAGCAGUGUUACUGUUCAAUGCCCAAAUAAGAUAUGCUUAUGUGGACAUAUCUGUUGUGUUGAUUUUGAGUGAACAGGCCAACUUCUUAGACUUAAAACUUCAGUAAACUGGCAAGAAUUGAAUUUAACAAGCCACUUGACUUAAGAAUAAAACACUGUAACAUUGGGAGAAAAACAAGCAUUUGAGUUAAGCUUAUAUAUUUAUUUCUGAUGUUUAUCUUAUUAAAAGCAAUAAUCCUUAAUAUUUGUACCUGCCAUUAGACUCAGUAGUACUCAGUAAGUAAUGGAAGUUUCUCUCCAGGGUCAAAUGUCCUGUUUCUGAAAGGUUUUUUAUAACUUCUUUUGAAACAAAGUAACCUUUUGGGCUUAUUUUAUGUAAUUCAUGGGAGAUGCAAGGAUAUUAGCAGUGACAGAAUCAUGUGAUCAGUUUUACAAUUGGAGAAGAGCAGGAAGCAGCCACACUCCUUUUUGAUAAUACUGACUCUGGACAAAAUUGAUAUCUUUCAUUUCCAAAGUGCAGAAUUGUGUUUGCCUAUAUGUCUUUACAUCAUUUUCCCGCUUGCUUUUUUAACUUAUGGAUGGCUUAAAUACUUUUAAAAGCCAUCUUGUAUCUAAGAAACUAUUGAAUAUGUGUUUGAACUUACAGUCACUUUUUCAUAAAUAAGCCUCUUAAGGUUAAUCUUACCAUAGAAAAUAAUCCAUUUCUUUUUUGUUUUUGUUUUUUGAGACAGGGUCUCAUUCUCUAUUCCAAGCUGGUCUGGAACUCACUAUGUAAUCCAGAUUGGGCCCAACUCACAGUAGUCCUUCUGCCUUGACCUCCCAAGUGCUGGGAUUAUAGGCAUGAGCUGCCAUGCCUGGCUUUCUAGUUCCUUUUGAACUGCAGUUGCCCUCAAACUGUUUACAGUUGUAUUCCUAUUAGUAAAGCAAGUUAUCAUAACGUGGGAGGCCAGGUCCUAUGAUUCUCCCCCCCGAGAUGCCAUUGUUUAUGUGCAUUAUCUUCUUUCAUUUGUUCCAUAGAGCAUAGGAAAACAUCAACCUCAGGCCUUAGAGAAAAGUAGGACUAUAUUAUGACAACCAUACAUGAGUCUUCUCUGUAGGAAGUUAAAUGCCUAGUCGUUAGCAUCUGCAUUCCUUGCCAGGAAGUUUGAAAUGUAUAAUAUAGGAAAAACUUUAGGUUGUAGAUAAAGCACAUGUUGCCACAACUUCGAAAAAUAUUUUAAGGAAAAAUUUUCCUACCUAUAGAGAUCUGGAGGGCUGGGGAUAUCACUCAGUGGUAGAGCACUUGGCUAGCAUGUGCAAGACCCUGGGUUCCUUCCCCAGUACCCGUAGCCCCCCCCAAAGCAUGUAGGGAAUCUGGAGUAGUUUAAUGUAAAAAAGUUCUUUUGUGUUGAUAUUUGUUACUAGUUCAGAUGGGUGACUGCAGAAGAGGCCUCCUCGAAUUUUCAUAUAACCCAGUUACUACUUGCUUGAUCCCUGAUGAGGUCAUGAGUUUAUGAUGAUUUAUCACAGUAGCUUGAACCAGAAACUGUCAUUUCCCUGUGAUUUUACCAAAUAGGAAAUUUUGGUAAGAUAAAAAAUAAUCAUAUCUUAAAAUGGUUUAGAAAUUUUUCAUAUUACUUUUAAAAUUCUAAAUUUGUCUAAAUUUUCAAAGUUUGAAAAUAUGUAGAUGGGUUUACACAUUAGGACUAUUUUCAAAGUUUCACAAUUUUAAAAUAAUUUUUUUCUUAAUCUAUUUUCUUUGAGGCAGAUAAAUUCCAACCUAUGUUUCUGGCGAUCUCCCCAUAUAAUGUAAAAAGUUCUUUUGUGUUGGUGUUCAUGACUCAUUCAGAUGAGUUACUGGAGAUGGGGUGUCCUUCCCAUUUCUCUUAUAUCCAAUCUCUAUUUACUUGAUCCCCUAAUGAGGUCAGCAGUCGGGUUAUUGAUGCCGCUUUGUUUCAGAUGUGUAAGUUGCGAAUUUUAUUGUAUUUGCAGAAUAGUUUUUGUUUUAAAAUGUAUUUCCAUUU
Molecule: messenger RNA, 9389 nt
Organism: Nannospalax galili (Upper Galilee mountains blind mole rat)
Lineage: Eukaryota; Metazoa; Chordata; Mammalia; Rodentia; Spalacidae
Gene: Qser1
Product: glutamine and serine rich 1
Exons: 13
Coding region: 284-5836 (1850 amino acids)
Source: RefSeq, a predicted model, not a curated record